AUGAGGAACAUUUGCCUGUGGAAUCUCCUGCUAAACAGACUUGCUGUUUUUCACUAUGUAUGGAUUUCUGCAGUGUACUGUACUUUCUCAAAAAAUUGUCAAAACCUCUGUACAAGCAACCUGGAAGGAGAACUUGGAAUUAAUAAUCUUUGCAAUGUCAGUGACAUCACUGGGGCGUGCACAGAAGGAUGUCACUUUUGGAAUGCAACGGUGCAAGACAACUGCCCACUGCAGUGUAACAAGACAUAUACCAGAGAAUGUGAGAGAGUUUCCUGCAAGUUUGGCUGUAGCCGUGCAGAAGAUGCUUAUGGUGUUGAAGUACAGAACUAUUUGAACAAGCCUAGAGCACCGUUUGCAUCUAUCAUUGGAAGCCACAAUGUGACAUUAGGAUGGAAACCAGCUAACAUCUCUGGGGUGAAAUAUAUCAUUCAGUGGAAGUUCAGCCAGCUCCCUGGAGACUGGAGGUACACAGAGGUAGUAUCUGAAACUUCAUAUGCAGUCAAAGACCUUCAAGCCUUCACAGAAUACGUGUUUCGAGUGGUUUGGAUCAUCACAUCUCAGCUGCAGCUCCAUUCUCCAUCGAGUCCCAGUUAUCGGACACAUGCUUUUGGAGCUCCUACUACAGCUCCUAUCAUUAAAGAUAUUCAGAGUUCAAGUCCUAACACUGUUGAAGUUAGUUGGUCUCCACCACUUUUUCCCAAUGGAUUGAUUGUUGGAUAUAACUUGCUCUUGACCAGCAAAAAUCAUGAACUGCUGAGAGCAUCAAGGGGGCAUAGCUUUCAGUUCUACUCCACCUUUCCAAACAACACUUACAGGUUCAGUAUUGUAGCAGUGAAUGAGGCUGGUGCUGGACCACCUGCAGAAGCCAAUAUCACGACUCCAGAAUCCAAAGUUAAGGAAAAAGCAAAAUGGCUCUUUCUAUCCAGAAACCAGUCCUUGAGGAAGAGGUAUAUGGAAUCUUUCUUGGAAGCAGCCCAGUGCCUGCAGAACGAUGUGAUACACCACAAUAUUACAGGAAUUUCUGUGAAUGUUUAUCAGCAAGUUGUCUAUUUUUCUGAGGGAAGUUCUAUCUGGAUGAAAGGUGCUGCAAAUAUGUCUGAUGUAUCUGACCUAACACUCUUUUAUGCUGGCUGGGGGAAUAUUACAUCAAUCUCAGUAGACUGGCUUUACCAGAGGAUAUACUUUAUCAUGAAUGAAAAGAUAUACGUCUGCCGUGUAGAGAACUGCAUGGUAGCUGAAGACGUUACUCCUCUUUUAGUUACGUCCCCUAGGAAGGUUAUAGCUGAUCCCUAUAACGGGUAUAUCUUCUGUCUCCUGGAGGAUGGCAUAUACAGAGCAAAUCUUCCACUCCUUGCUGAGGCUGCCUCUGCAGCUUCACCAGUUGUAAAAUCUAGUGCUCUGAGAGACUUCAUGAUUAACUUCCAGACUAAGAGACUUAUUUUCUUCAACAAAACAAAGCAGGCUUUUGUGUCGGGUUUUCUGGAUGGUUCAGAAUUUCACACAUUGCGAUCACACGUGCCACUUAACAACAUGGAGAGCUUUGUUUAUGAAGAUAACACAUUUACUGUCACAGAUGGCAGGGCAGUUUUCCAUGAGGAGGUCUCUUCAGUGGGAAGCUCUAGCUUCAAUGAGUACAUAGUAGAUUGCAGUUUGGCAUAUCCAGAGUACUUUGGCUUUGGCAACUUGCUUUUUUAUGGGGCAUCAACUCAACCUUUUCCUUUACCGACACCUCCUCGGCUUGUCAUGGUGCUGUUUGGAUCGGACCAAGCUGUGAUCAGCUGGGGACCACCUGAACCCACUAUUGGGACCAGUCCAUCCGCUUGGCAGAACUGGACCUACGACGUGAAAGUAUCAUCUCAGCACUCCUCUGAUGAGGAACGAGUUGUUUCAAACAUUAGUGACACCAGGUUUACAGUGAAGGGUCUGUCCAGCUUCACAGCGUAUGAAGUGUCAAUCAGAGCAGUGUCUCCUGCUGGCAAAGGACCUUGGUCAGAGCUGUUUAGAGGCAUGACUUUAGAAGAAGCUGAAGAUGAACCGUAUAUAUUGGCGGUGGGGGCUGAAGGGCUCUGGAAGCAGCGGUUGGAUAGCUAUGGGCCAGGAGAAUUCCUCUAUCCUGAUAUAAGAAAUGUUUCAGACCUUGACUGGUAUAAUGAUACUCUGUUUUGGAGCAAUUCCAUGGGGGAAGUUCUGACCUGGUCAUUGAACAGGAGAGAGGGUAUGGCCGAGAAUACUUACGUGUCUGACAUCAGAAAUGCAAGACUGUUGGCCUUUGACUGGUUGGGCCAAUGCUUGUAUUGGGCUGGCAAAGCAAAUACGAUCUUCAGAAAAUCACUGCUGGGAGGCCAUAUGGAUGUUGUGGCUCAUGUUGUGUUCCUAGUGAAGGAUCUGGUAGUGGAUUCAGUGAACGGUUAUCUUUACUGGGCCACAAUGUACUCAGUGGAGAGCACAAGAUUGAAUGGAGAACAUUAUCUUAUGUUACAAGAACAGCUACAGUUUUCUGGUAAACAAGUGGUAGGUUUAAGUUUGGAUCUCACCUAUGGUUUUCUCUACUGGCUUGUGCAAGAUAGUUUAUGCCUAAACCUAUACAGAGUUUCCCUUUGCAAAGAAGGUUGUGGUAAUGUCAUAGUCACAGAAUUUGCAGCAUGGAGUACUUCAGAAAUAUCUCAGAGUGCACUGGAAUACUACAGCGGACGGCUGUUCUGGAUUAAUAGUCUUCAGUUCAUUGCAACACAAGAAGUCAAUCAGAGCAUUAGCAUUCCUUUUUCACAACCAGCAGAGUUUGCAGCCUUUACCCUUGUUCAUAAAUCACUCAAACCUCUGCCAGGAAAUUUUUCCUUUAUACCAAAGGUGAUCCCAGAUUCAGUGCCAGAGUCUUCCUUUAGGAUUAAAGGGAAUUCUUCAAGUUUCCACAUCUUUUGGAAUGCCUCCACAAAUGUGGAAUGGGGAACUGUUUUCUACUGCGUGGGAUCAAAAGCUCUGCAAGAGAGAUCUUUGGAGAGUGAACGGUGCCUUCAUCCCCACAAUCUGACAGUGCCGUCCUACAGAGUCGAUUGGCUGGAACCGUUUGUACUCUUCAAUUUUACUGUCACUCCAUACACGUACUGGGGCAAGGGACCAACAACAUCUACAGUCCUUCAAGCCCCUGAAGGAGUUCCUUCAGCCCCACUAAACCCUAGAAUAUAUGUGUUACCUAAUAACCCGCAUGAAGGCAAUGAGAAAGUCCAUGUGGAGUUCAGGUGGGAUAGGCCUGAAAAAGAAAAUGGAAUAUUAAUGCAGUUCAGGAUCUACUAUCAGCUAUUGCAUCAGAGCAAUGCUACUGCCACUUUCCCAGCAUGGAACAUCAGCAAUGUUGAACCUACCCUGAUGCUCUUUUCACUCAAGGAUGUGCUUCCCAGGCUCACAGUAAGGUUUCAGGUGAGAGCUUUCACCUCCGCAGGUCCAGGACCUUUGUCUGCUAUAGUAGAGAGAAAUUCAUCAGAUCUUUUCCCUGUUCCAACUCUUAUAACCAUUUCUGCCAACAAGUUGCUCCUUACUGACGUAGACAAUAAUCGUACCAUAUGGGAAUUUUUGGCAAAGAAAAAUAUAAAGGACAUCUGCUAUACUGCUAAUGAUGACACAGUGUACUAUAUCCUAGAAGAUUCUCUUUUUCUUCUGAACGUACAGAGUACUUCAAGGUUUCAGUUUUUCAAAGAUGCAUUUCUUCACAAUGUCACAGCCAUCACAGUUGACUGGGUUGCAAGACACCUCUUUGUUGCCCUGAGAACAUCAUGGAAUGAAACUCAAAUGUUUGUUAUUGAUCUUGAGCUCAAGAUAAAAUCUUUAAAAGCAUUGAACAUAGAGCUGGGUAACAGGAAUUCAACUUUAUCAUCUCUGUUGGCCUAUCCUUUCUUAAGCCGUCUCUACUGGAUAGAAGUCCUUGAUUAUGGCUGCCAGAUGUUUUAUUAUGAUAUUAUGAAUGACACUGUGCACCAUAUAUUGGGAAACGUACUGGCAGAUGAUCAGAUGAGGAACUACUGCAGCUGUAAUGUGGCAGAAGCGGAGCUAGGAAAACCUAUAAGUAUUGAUGUAUCUGACUCCAAGAAACCUCAGCUGCUCUUUAUCAGAGGAAGAGAUGAAAUAUGGGCCUCAGAUGUGGAUGGUUGCCACUGCUGGAGAAUUACCAGAAUACCAAGUUUUCAAGAUAUGAAAGUUGGCAGCCUGACUGUAGAUAAAGAAUUUAUAUAUUGGAGUGCUGAAACAAAGGAAUACACUACAAUUCUUCGAGCAAAUAAAGAAAGCAAAAAACUCUAUUUUCAGAAAAGAGCAAAUCAUGAGCUGAAAAUCCUAACCUACAGCACAGCGGUACAACCAUAUCCAGAUAAAAGAUGCCUGAGUCUAACAGCAGACACUGAGAAACCUACUAUCCUUAAUACGACGAAUACCAGCUUUGUGUUAAGUUUGCCGUAUGUCUCGCCACAGCAGCUAUGCCCUGGCAUAUCCCAGCCUACGCUGACAUAUCUAGUAUUUCUCAGAGAAGUGACUAACAACCGCAGGAGCUCAACCUACCAUUUGUCACUGCAAAAAACAGUGGAAUUUCAGGUGCCUAUAGCUGUCAUAGACAACCUGCAGCCAUUUUCAAGUUAUGCCAUACAAGUUACUGCGAAAAACUACUAUUCCGAUUCUUCUGAACAACUGCCUGUAGGAAAAGAGAUAAUUGGCACAACUCUUUAUGGAGUACCAGAGGCAGUUGGUUUCAUUCAGGCAGUGGUUUUGUCUGACACUGUUAUCAACAUAUCUUGGACUGAACCUUCAAAGCCGAAUGGACCUGUAGAAUCCAUCCGCUAUCAAAUCACUGUCAAUUUGUUAACUCCUGUCCCAGCAACACCCUUGAGAAAAAGUGAAUUUCCAAAUGGAACACUUACCUGGUCUGUCAACGGGCUCCAGCCUAGAACAAAGAAUAUAUUCAAGGUUCUUGCUUUUCACCCUGACGAGAACUGGUUUUCUGAAAGUGCCCCUGUCUUUGCAACAACUUUUGAGACUCCAUCUGCACCUGUCAACAUAGUACCCAGAAAUACCAGCUUUCAGCUGGAAUGGCAAGCUCCUCUGCACAUCAAUGCAACCAGCUUCUGGUUUGAAUUGCAUAAGUGGCAAACAAAAAGUGGCUGGUUUUCUCCUGCAAGCACUACGUGCACAGCAGGGCCUCUUUAUACGUGUAAUCUCACUGGAACUCUUCCUUCUACCAACUACUUUGUAAGAGCAACAGUAGUUUAUGUGACAGGAGUGAAAAGCACCUCCUCUUCAACAAGCUUUAAGACUACAGCUGGUGUUCCCAGUAAGCCAGGAGUUCCAAAACGAGCAGAAGACACUAAAAGCUCUGUCCAGUGGGAAAAAGCUGAAGACAAUGGCAGCAACCUGACCUACUACAUCUUAGAAAGCAGGACGCAGUCCGACAACACCAGCAAAAUGAAGCCCUUGUGGGAGGUGGUUUACAAUGGCUCCUGCGCCAGCGUUUGCACGUGGAAGGCCGAGAACUUAGAAGGAACUUUCCAGUUCAGAGCAGCAGCUGCAAAUCUGCUGGGGCUUGGUGAAUACAGUGACACCAGCGAGGCUAUCGUUUUGGGCGAAGAUACUAUGACCUCCCCAGACACCGUCGUUGCUGUUAUGAUUGGCAUUAUUAUGCUAGGUUUGACUGCAGUUGUACUGCUUGUUUUUGUAUGGCACCAACGAUGGAAAUCCAGAAAACCAAUCUCACCUGGACAGAUAGUACUUGUCAAGGAAGAUAAAGAGUUAGCUCAGCUCAGGGAGGUGGCUGAGACAGUGGGUCUAGCCAAUGCCUGUUAUGCUGUCAGCAUUCUUCCUUCUCCAGCAGAGAUUGGAUUGUUGCCAGCUUUCCCUCGGGACAGACUGAACUUACACAAGUUGCUGGGAAGUGGAGCAUUUGGAGAGGUAUAUGAAGGGACUGCAGUAGACAUCCUGGCAGAUGGAAGUGGAGAGUCCAAAGUAGCAGUCAAGACUUUGAAGAAAGGUGCAACAGACCACGAGAAGAGUGAAUUCCUGAAGGAAGCACACUUAAUGAGUAAGUUUGAUCACCCCCACAUUCUGAAGUUACUCGGAGUGUGUCUGUUAAAUGAACCUCAGUACCUGAUACUGGAGCUGAUGGAAGGAGGGGAUCUGCUUAGCUAUUUACGAGGAGCCAGGAAGCAAAAGCUCCAGAGUCCCUUACUGACAGUGACUGAUCUUUUGGAUAUAUGUUUGGAUAUUUGCAAAGGUUGUGUCUAUUUAGAGAAAAUGCAUUUCAUACACAGGGACCUGGCUGCUCGCAACUGCCUUGUAUCUGUGAAGGAAUAUGAGAGCUGCUCCCGAGUGGUAAAGAUUGGUGAUUUUGGACUUGCCAGAGAUAUCUAUAAAAAUGAUUACUAUAGGAAAAGAGGAGAAGGACUACUCCCUGUGAGAUGGAUGGCCCCUGAAAGCCUCAUUGAUGGUGUCUUUACCAAUCACUCUGACGUCUGGGCAUUUGGAGUCUUAAUGUGGGAAACAUUAACCUUGGGUCAACAGCCAUAUCCAGGUUUCUCCAAUACAGAAGUUUUACACCAUGUACAGUCAGGAGGAAGGCUGGAAUCUCCAAACAAUUGUCCUGAUGAUUUAUGUGAUUUAAUGACAAAAUGCUGGGCCCAAGAACCUCACAACAGACCUACUUUCUUUAAUAUUCAGGACAAACUGCAAGACAUAAGACACUCUCCACUGUGCUUCGUCCACUGCCUUGAAGACAGCAAGGCAGCAACUGGAGUCAUCAACGAAGCCUUUGAGGAUAAUGAGGUUCCAUGUGCAGAUUCAGACAGUAUUCUUUCUGCCACCUUAAUGGAAACGAGGAAUCAAGAAGGCCUAAAUUAUUUGGUGCUAGUCAAAGACAGCAACCAAGGAAUCGCUGAGUCUACUGAACUUAGUUAA
Molecule: messenger RNA, 6927 nt
Organism: Rhea pennata
Lineage: Eukaryota; Metazoa; Chordata; Aves; Rheiformes; Rheidae
Gene: ROS1
Product: ROS proto-oncogene 1, receptor tyrosine kinase
Exons: 44
Coding region: 1-6927 (2308 amino acids)
Biological process (GO): cell surface receptor protein tyrosine kinase signaling pathway; regulation of TOR signaling; positive regulation of kinase activity
Cellular component (GO): signaling receptor complex; plasma membrane
Molecular function (GO): transmembrane receptor protein tyrosine kinase activity; ATP binding; protein binding
Source: RefSeq, a predicted model, not a curated record